CUUGAGCAUAUCAUGACUUGCAAGGCGUUCUUGAACUACUCUUCAGCUUGAAUCGCGUAGCUGAACGCAUACAGCCGAUAUAAUGCAUUCGGUAAGCCAACCAGUGCACAUUUUCAUCCAUAAGCAAGAUAGUGCUUAUGUUUGUUAAGAGAACAUGAGUGACGCUCUCGCUAGGCCCUUCAAUCUGUAUGCAGGGUCGACGGGGACGUUGCUUGGCACCGCCUCUCGCAUCCUCUUGCACCAUGCGCUAUUUUGCGCCUGUGGGUCCCAAUUGGGGUCUUUGUAAGGUACCAUGGGCUGGGCUGUCUGGGUUCUGAAAAGGCUUCGCGACCUCUGUACGAACCGGCCAGCCGCUCACAGCCGACAAUCGGUCUGCUGUCAACACAAGCCUGAAUGUGGGUCAGCUAUCGCUGUCAUCGGACCCUUGCCGUUUCCUUCAAGCGCAUAUUCAGUCUAUCCACAAUCAGUCUAAAGCCCUUAUAGCCUGAGCGGAUCUCCCUGGCAGUAGGGCCACGCCCUCCUGCCACACUAUCCUCUCUCCCGUCAGUGAUGGUUAUGACAGCAGCCAACUCCUGCUCUGGCGUACCCCCGGAAACGCCCGAGGAACUCUUCGCCGACAGCAUUAACUUCAUCGGGGACACCGUUGUCGCAGGUGCUCUCUACGGCAUCAUGACAGCCAUCGCCGGCCUGUGCGCACACACGUUCAUCCGGCUCCGCAGGCGCCGGACGCGCCGCCGUCUCGCGUUUCUCCUGGGCUACGUGGCCGUUCUCUGGGUGUGCGGCUCGCUUAUCAUUGUUGGCCUCGCAAUCUCGAUCAAGACGGUCUAUGUGGACCUACGGCUGACCGAAUCUAAGCCUUUCGCGGACUUUAGCCUUAAGAGCCCUAGCAUGGUCGCGACCGUUUACUCGAACUAUCUCGCGAUCAUUCUGGCGGAUGGCAUGAUGGUGUGGAGAUUCAAAGUGAUCUGGCGCGAUUCGUUCUAUUACCGGUGGUUAAUCCCGAUGCCCGUUCUCCUCUGGCUCGCCAACAACGUUGUCGUCGGCCUCUUGUCGAGCAUGUAUAUCACCGACUCUACACAUUACCUCAUCUACGCACAAACCUUGAUCGUCCCAGCGUUCGUGCUGUCAAUGGUACUAAACUUGUAUACAACUCUGCUUAUGGCGGGAAGACUGGUCAUGUUUCGGUGGCGUUUCAAGCAAAACGAGAUACCCGGGAGCUCAAUACCAUCGUCGAGACAAUACACAGACGUAGCAGCAAUGCUCGUCGAGUCAUGCGCCCUGUACACGUUCUUCUCUGUCCUCUUCUUUGGCUUCUACCUCUCGAAGAGCCCGCUGCUUUCGGUGAUGGCCACGAUCCUGCCGCAGACGCAGAUGAUCAGCCCCUUGCUCAUCAUGCUCCGCAUUUCGAGAGGCAUCGCGUGGACGGGGACGACGUCGACGGAGACAACAACGCGGCAGGAUGUGGAGCUGCAGUUCCAAAACCCUAUGGAUGUCGAGGGUCAGGAUGGCAAAAUGUACGAUGGCCCAGAGUCCCCGAAAGCAGAUUCGGAGGCUCAGGGUCCUUGUAUGUGCAAGGAACCCAAGUUGUCUGGUUAG
This is a messenger RNA of Coniophora puteana RWD-64-598 SS2, 1596 nucleotides long. RefSeq lists its product as uncharacterized. The record is from RefSeq and is a predicted model, not a curated record. Bases 550 to 1596 code for a protein of 348 amino acids. The transcript is spliced from 5 exons. Lineage: Eukaryota; Fungi; Basidiomycota; Agaricomycetes; Boletales; Coniophoraceae.